Molecule: messenger RNA, 1116 nt
Organism: Schizosaccharomyces japonicus yFS275
Lineage: Eukaryota; Fungi; Ascomycota; Schizosaccharomycetes; Schizosaccharomycetales; Schizosaccharomycetaceae
Product: U3 snoRNP-associated protein Cic1/Utp30 family protein
Exons: 2
Coding region: 1-1116 (371 amino acids)
Cellular component (GO): preribosome
Source: RefSeq, a predicted model, not a curated record
AUGGCUUUGGCGGAUGUACUUGGAAAGGAUGUGAAGUUGGAGGAGAAAUUGGCAGCUGAGAGAAAAGCCAAAGCUUCCCCCGAGAAGCCCAACUUGCUUGAAGAUGAGGAUGAGCCUUCUGCAGAAUCUGUUUGGGUUCAGUUCUCGACUAUGAAGUUCGUAGCUUCUAGCCGUAAACUCAAGCCUUAUGUUAUUCCAGUGAAACAUGCUAUUUUCCCUGCUGGUGCUGAGGUUUGCUUGCUCGUGAAGGAUCCUCAACGCAAGUUUAAGGAUCUUGUCACUGAGGCUGGCCUUUCCAAAGUUGUAACCAGAGUUAUUGGAAUUAGCAAGCUUAAAGCAAAGUGGAAAUCUUUUGAACAGAAGCGUCAACUUCGUGAUCAAUAUGACUUGUUCUUGGCUGAUGAGCGUAUUUAUGCCAUGCUUCCUCACACAUUAGGAACCACUUUCUACAAGAAGAAGAAGCUUCCCAUUCCCGUGGAUGUUCAUCAGGCGACCGCUGAACAACUGAAGGAGACUGUUGCAGGAGUUUAUAAUAGUACCCUUUUUCAAGCUGCUCCAUGCAAUAGCUUUAUGGUGAAGUGUGGUCACACGACCAAUACCCCUGCCGAGCUGGCUGAAAACUUGAGUUCUAUCAUCGAGUACUUGUCCGCCAAAAUCAUGUGCAAAAAUGAAAAUGUUUUGCUCAGCAUUCACAUCAAGACAAGUCACAGUCUUGCUUUGCCCUUGUGGCAAGCCGAGAACCUCGCUGAACUUCUUGCUAAGAAGCAGAACGAAAACAAGAUCCCCGCAACGAAGCGCAAGAACUCUGAUGCCGAAGAACAAGCCGAAUCAAAGCCUGCUGCUACGAAGAAGCAAAAGCAACAGAAGACCAAAGAGGCUUCUGCUCCUGCAAAGAAGGCUGAAGAGAAAACGGUUACUAAACCGGCUUCUCCUAAAAAGGAAAAGACAUCUGCUGCGCCCAAGCCAAAGGCUUCGAAACCCACAAAGUCAGCUAAGAAGUCGACCACGACUUCGACAAAAGCAGCAGCUACUACCAAAUCCCCUGCAGCUGCCGCAAAGAAGCCUUCGGGAAAGAAGGUAACCGUCGCUGUUCCCAGCCGCAAGAGAAAAAACUGA